UUUGACCAUUCAGAGCGGUACUCCUAGAGAUUAAGUGAGGUAUCAGUUGUCAAUAGAAACAGUGAGGGACUUUGUACAGCAAUCAGAGACCAGCAAAUGACACUAUGACUCUAAGGCUUUGAAGCAUCUUUGUCUGUGCUCCCUGAUCUUCAGGUCAUCACCAUGAAGUUCUUAGCAGUCCUGGUACUCUUGGGUGUAUCCACCUUGCUAGUCUCUGCUCAGACUGCAACAACACCAGUUCAAGAAGAAACGGGUCCAGCUGGUGACCCUGAUGACACUGAUUCUGAAGAUGUUACAACCACUGCUGCUGCCACCACUGCUGCUGCCACCACUGCAACCACCGCGGCUGCAACCACUGCAACCACCGCGGCUGCAACCACUGCAACCACCACUGCUGCAACCACUGCUCCCACCGCUGCUUCUACCACUGCUCGUAGAGGCUUUCCUGAUUUACCCAAAUGGCUUCAGGAUAUCCUGAAUGGUAAACUGUUAGGCUGAGAUGGAAUCAGCCUGAGUCCUCCAUAACUGGUCACAGCUGUUUGCAUUUCAAGUGAUUUCAUCCAAUUACUUACCUUGCCUACUGUAUCUCCUUUAUCUCUAACCAGUUUAUUUUCUUUCAAAUAAAAAAUAACUAUGAGCAACAUAAAAA
Molecule: messenger RNA, 649 nt
Organism: Cebus imitator (Panamanian white-faced capuchin)
Lineage: Eukaryota; Metazoa; Chordata; Mammalia; Primates; Cebidae
Gene: MUCL1
Product: mucin like 1
Exons: 5
Coding region: 163-498 (111 amino acids)
Source: RefSeq, a predicted model, not a curated record